Messenger RNA from Myxocyprinus asiaticus (Chinese sucker), 2607 nucleotides. RefSeq names its product TATA-box-binding protein-like. Gene Ontology annotation, biological process: DNA-templated transcription initiation. The record is from RefSeq and is a predicted model, not a curated record. Lineage: Eukaryota; Metazoa; Chordata; Actinopteri; Cypriniformes; Catostomidae. The transcript is spliced from 8 exons. Gene Ontology annotation, molecular function: RNA polymerase II general transcription initiation factor activity; DNA binding. Bases 249 to 1187 code for a protein of 312 amino acids.
CGAGCACGUGACCGCGAAACCAUGAUGCACCGGAAGCGCGUAUUAAAAGCGGCGGAAGUUAUUGUGACUCUCAUGUUUUGCGCGCUCCCUGCGCUCUUGGAACUAUUGCACUCAGACUCGCCACCUGAACCAACUCGGGCAGACCCAAAAAUAGGUAUUUUCAAUUGAAAGCUGUUGGACAUUGGAUUUAAGCAUUUGCGCUUGUCCUGGAAUCCGUGAUAAGUUGUUUUGCUUCAUAACUUGACAGUAUGGAACAGAACAACAGUCUGCCCCCUUUCCCUCAAGGCCUGGCAUCUCCACAGGGAGCCAUGACGCCUGGCAUGCCCAUUUUCAGUCCUAUGAUGCCAUAUGGCACAGGCCUCACACCACAGCCAGUGCAGAACACAAACAGCUUGUCGCUCCUGGAGGAGCAGCAGAGGCAGCAGCAGCAGCAACAACAACAACAACAACAACAACAACAACAACAACAGGCAGCCUCACAACAGCAGGGUGGGAUGGUGGGAGGUUCAGGUCAGACACCCCAGCUCUACCACUCACAGGCUGUCUCCACGACAACAGCACUGCCAGGCAACACACCACUUUACAACACACCUCUUACACCUAUGACCCCCGUCACUCCUGCCACACCGGCCUCCGAAAGUUCUGGCAUCGUUCCCCAAUUACAGAAUAUUGUUUCCACUGUAAACUUGGGGUGCAAACUUGACUUGAAGACAAUAGCACUACGAGCCAGAAAUGCUGAAUAUAAUCCAAAGCGUUUUGCUGCUGUCAUCAUGAGAAUACGAGAACCCAGAACAACAGCUCUCAUCUUCAGCUCAGGAAAGAUGGUGUGCACCGGAGCGAAAAGUGAGGAACAGUCUCGCUUGGCAGCCCGAAAAUAUGCCAGAGUGGUGCAGAAGUUGGGUUUCCCUGCCAAAUUCUUAGACUUUAAAAUUCAGAACAUGGUAGGCAGCUGUGAUGUCAAGUUUCCCAUCCGGUUAGAGGGUCUGGUGCUUACACACCAACAGUUUAGCAGCUAUGAACCGGAGUUAUUUCCCGGAUUAAUCUACAGAAUGAUCAAACCCAGAAUUGUCCUUUUAAUAUUUGUUUCAGGCAAAGUUGUACUCACAGGUGCAAAGGUUAGAGGAGAAAUAUAUGAAGCAUUUGAGAACAUAUACCCCAUUUUAAAAGGAUUCAGGAAGACAACAUAAUCCCUGUGCAGUGCACCAUUCUGUAUUCACUGGUGAAGUAAUUACUGAGCCCACCGGAAUGUCUGGAUUGGUCUACACAGUUUAAUUUGAUUUUUCUAAGUCUGUAAAUAUGAAGGACUACUUUUCUUCACUCAGAAAUGUAUCAGAUUUAAGGAUAACUGCUUUUAUUUCACCUUUUAAAAAGAUUUUCACCUUCUAUUUGGUUCAAAUACCAGCUGAUACGGUUUUAUCCAUGUCUGAACAUUUUAAUGGUUUGCAUUCUUUUAUUAUUUUAUGAUGUUAAAUCUGUUCAUACAUUUUACACAUUCCCUUUGAACAAGUUUUAUGUAUUACUGAUUGUCUGUGUGAACUGCUCACUAGUUAGUGGAAUUUAUUCUGGGGCAAGUCAUGCCAACAUUGCCCAGUGCAGGAACAAUGUCUUUUAUUUGGGGGACAAAUUAUUUUUAUUUUUUUCAAAAAGAUUUGCAAACAGUAAACUAACAAUUUAAUUAUCAAAGUUGUCAUAUGGAUUUGACCUAAAGUUACUAUUUUCAAAUUGGAUCUGUUACAAAUUUGGCAGAUCUUUCCCAUUUUUAUCAUAUGAAAUACUGUAGGUCUUCCACCUAGCCCCAUGUAAAGCACUGACAUAAUUUAAUAUUUUCCUCGAUGUAGCCAGUUCUCUUUGCAAUUGGAUGCAAAUAAAUAUUUCCUAACAAGUUUCUGCUUAUUGCACUGUAUGUCUCGAAGGCUGUCUACAUGAUUCCUUUUUUCUAUACAUUAAAGGGGAUGCAAUUUUCAAUGUUAAAAUACUUUUUCUUAUGCCAAAUUAAUAUACAGAGCCAACUGAAGAUUGGUUCAUAGGUGCUAUCAAAUCAUCUGUUUGAGCAGCCUGAGCAGCAACACUGGCUCAACUAAAGGUGCAAGUUUGGGGUGGUAUUGAUUUGUCCAACUUAUGGGCCUUUGAGGGGAGUUUUUGAGACACAUGUUUGAACAGAGACAUGAUUUUUGUAAUUCCGUUUGACUGUCGUGGAGCAUAUUGAUAGUAUAUUAGUUGAUAAAUAUGCAAAGCCUAUUUAUGAGGUAGAAGAGGAGAUUCUGAAAAUUCUCAUACAUUUUUAGUAGUCAAAUGAUAUUUCUCAUGACAGAAAGGACUUGAAAUGCAUUAGACCAGGCCGGUGUAGCAGCAUUUCAAAAAGUGCUAUUAAUUUUGAUUUUGUUUCAAAAGUACUUUAAGUAUACUGAAACUUGUCUGAUCCAUUAGUACUAUGGAAUAUCGUCUCGAUUGUUACCUUAUAGAUUACAGGCUUAUUUCAAUGUGAGAACAUAGUCAUGUCUACAGGUGCAUCUCAAUAAAUUAGAAUGUUGUGGAAAAGUUCAUUUAUUUCAGUAAUUCAACUCAAAUUGUGAAACUCGUGUAUUAAAUAAAUUCAAUGCACACAGA